Fonticula alba is the source of this 2147-nucleotide messenger RNA. RefSeq names its product serine/threonine protein kinase. Lineage: Eukaryota; Rotosphaerida; Fonticulaceae. Gene Ontology annotation, molecular function: calcium-dependent protein serine/threonine kinase activity; ATP binding; calcium/calmodulin-dependent protein kinase activity. The record is from RefSeq and is a predicted model, not a curated record. The transcript is spliced from 4 exons. The coding region runs from base 139 to 1758 and encodes 539 amino acids. Gene Ontology annotation, biological process: protein autophosphorylation; intracellular signal transduction; peptidyl-serine phosphorylation. Gene Ontology annotation, cellular component: cytoplasm; nucleus.
CACUGUGCUCGGCAUUCGCCUGGCCUGUCCUCGCUUGCAUUUGUCCCCCUCAUUUUUCUCCCCCCCCCGCCGGCGCCGCCCCUGUCCCAUCGUCUGUCUGGCUUGCCGGGCCCGGGGCUUCCUCGACAUCUUGUGGCCAUGCCCGCCGGGCCUGUCGAAGACUCUCCGCCUGCACCGGGCCCCCCUUCCGGCGAGGCGGUCAUCCCUGUGGCGGACUUCUGGCCCUGGGCCCUGAGCUACAUCGGGGAGUAUGUCCCGGCAUUGCAAACCAACGUCCAGGAGGUGGCAUCGCCAGUGUCCCUGGCGGACGCCUGGGUCCCCUGUUGUGGGGCAUGCGGGUCUUCCUCGGAGCUGGCCAUGGCCGAGCCGCCGAGGCGGCGCGUGCGCAGCUCCAGCCCGGCGGUCUUCCGAGUGACCAACACCCGCUGGUGCGCCACCCAGUCCGGGUUCUGGUAUGACAAGUGCCCCGGCCAGCCGGCCGGCUCUCGGCCGUCCGGGCUGCUCGGUGAGGGGCCCUUCUACCACCGGGAUUUUCGAGCACACCGGGGCUUUGUUCCUGGCGAUGUGCCCGGCAUGCCGGCCGGCCCGGGCUCUCGGCAAUGGGGCUGCCCUCAAGAGUGGGGCUGGUCCUGGUCUCCCCCCGGGCCGGAUGCUCCCUUCCCCGGCCCCGGGGCGGAGAUCUUCCUGAUCGGGACCUUUGCCCUGCGUUUGGACAUCAUCUACCCGGGCCAGCGGGUCCCCGGGCGCAUGGCCCCUCCGAAGGAUCGAUCUGCCGGCUACACCGACCUCCUGGUCAAUGAGUGGCAGAUCCUCGAGCGUGUCCAGGGGCAGCCGGGCUUUCUGACCACCGUGGUGUCCAUCGACCGGGAGAACCCCCUCGCCGAGGGCACGCAAACGACCAUGACCAUGCGGCUGACCGAGGACUGGAUCUGCACGCUGGAAGAUGUGCUGGCUCGGCUGGAUGCACGAACGGCCCACCUGAGUCAGGUGCAGGCGCGCUUCCAUCGGCCGGCCGAUCCGUCCGCCUGGCCGCCGCUCUUCCCGCAUUUGGUCUUCCUUGGCGCCCGCGAUGCGCUCCGACCAGCGGUCUGCCCUUUCACCCAGCUUCCACCCGGUCUCCAGGUCCUGCCGGCGACGCUCACACAGCACUUCCCGGACACUCUCCUUGCGCUUGAGUUGCUGGCACAAGUUGUUAGUGCUCUGGUUCUUCUUCACAAUAUUUCGGUGGUUCAUGCAGCCAUCCGCCCACGAAGCAUCCUCCUGACGGUGGGCGACCCGCAUCUCUUCCCCUCGAGUCAUCCCUGCCAGGGGCCUCCCUGUCGGCCGACCCUGCGGGCCUGCUUGGACUCCUUCGAGUGGGCGGCCAUCAGCCGGAAUCUUCUGGUGCCGGGGGUUCCGCGCGCCGGCGGGUCCCGGUAUCUGGCACCCGAGCUGCUGGUGGCUGACGACCUGCCCAGCAGCCCCGAGGCUCCGCCCCCUGGGGGACGUCUGACGCCCAAAGCCGAUGUCUACGCCCUCGGGGUCAUCCUUCGACAGUUCCUGCCCCUCUUCGAAGCCGAAAGGGCGCGCUUUGCGGAAAUCCCCGACCCGGACGCCGACCAGGUGCCGGACUUUGUGGCACUCGCCCAGGACUUGGUGGCCAGAAUGACCGAGGCCCGGCCAGCCCUGCGGCUAACCAUGACCGAGAUCCUGCUGCACGACUUAUUCGCAUGCACGCAUACUGCACGUGGGGGAAUCGAGCGACCCGGCCACCCAUGAAAAUGGAGUGCCCCCUGCCUUUCUCCCUUGGUGUCGACCAUGCCCCUGUCACAGACAGCCCGGAAGUGAGAGGAAGGGCGGGGAGAUGUAUAUUGCAAAAGGGGCAGGAGAGCCGCCUCCAAAGGGCAAUGUCGACCGGUGACUGUCUGUCCUCUUUGCUGAAGGUGCACGCGUGGGAGGAGGAGUGACAGACGGGGCCGUGUGAAAGGAAAAAGGAGAAGAGGACAUGUGCUCAGAGGAGCGGGAGGGGGAGGGGGGGAGGGGAGAGCGUCUUGCGCCGCCGGAAAGCCGACGGAGGGGGGGCGAAUGAAGAUAGGGUCGGGUCCGGCAUUGGCAUCCAUGCCUCUCUGCAGGGGAAGAAGGGGGGGGGGGGGCGGGGGCGGGGAAGG